AGAGUGAGAGAACGAGAUUGAUUUGUAAUCGAUUUGUCGGAACUGGUGUCGAAAAUAAACACACACAAAUCGAAUGCUAUGGUGGUCCGGGAUAUUUUAAUAUAACAAAAAUCAACAUAUCAAAAUAAAAAAAAAUACAUAAAUUCCAACCACAGACAUAAGGCACAGCAGAGGGAGUGGGAAAGAGAGAGACUCUCAAAACACAACGACCCACCAACGGCCCACCAACAUCUAUUAAUUAAUUAGAAACGGCAAUCCAACGAGGACACGGCCGCAAAAAGAAAGGAAAAAGGAAAAUAGGAAACUAAAAAGGACAUAGAGGAGAGAAGGAGGAGAAUAAGGUCUAGUCCAGCCGAGAAGAUGGACCAGCGUAAUCUAACACUGCCACCGCCAGACGCAACAACAAUUAUGUCCUCGUCAUCAGCCAUAGCCAUGGCUAUGGCAAGCGUCGCAACAACAGUGGCGGCACCAACAACAUCAGGCAUAGCAACAACAACAGCAACUACAACGCCCGCAACAUUUUUUACAUACAGCAUACCAGGCAUGGACAUUUCUCCGGGGCCAUUUAUAUUCACCUACGUUAGUGAAUUUUUAUCGCUUAUCACGCCCGAGGAGAUGCCGCUGGAAUCCAUCCGUGAUGUGCUACACAAUAAUGUUAGUCUCAUAGACUUUGCCUCCAAUGCAAUUAAAAUUGAAUCGGGUUUCUUAGCCCUAAUGAGUAUCUUUGCCAUUUUGGCUCUGGUUCCCCUUAUUGCCACCUGUGCCUGGUGCUGUGGUCGUCGCUCCACUCAAGAUGAAAUCGAUCGAAUACGGAAGGCACCUGUGCACAUACGCGAUGAGUCACUGGAAGAGAAUCUACAGUGCCGUAAAAGUGCCGGCUUGGUCACACUCUGGAUAAUCUUUGUCUUGCUCACGUUGAGCGACUUUAGCAUAUUUUAUGCCAACAGUCGACUAUCCGCAGGCAUUGAGAUGUCACCCGAGAUGGUCAAAUCGGCUGUUCAUGAUGUGGAGGUCUUUCUGAAGGAUACCCAUUUACAAAUCAAACACAAACUGGAUAAUGGCUUUCAUGUAUCCGUGGAAAGAGUCGUCAAAGAUUUGGAAGACGUGGAUGUUCUCCUUGGCGAACCAAUUCAAGCGGAAAUAUCUGCACACACUGGCCUCGAGCUAGCAUAUGAUUCAUUGACAACACUCAGCCUGGCGAACGCGGAGCUCAUCUAUCGCGUCCUCAUGCUUCAGGAAACAGUCGGCCGUGCUCUAAAGCUCUCGCAGGAGGCAGCGGCACGCAUGGAGGAGCUGCAAAUACAGUUAUCCGUGCUGCAGCGCCAAUGCACUUACCGGGAUCGUCCGCUUUGCGAUACAUUGCGUAUACGCAGUUUCGAGGAGAAUGGGGUCGUCGAUGCCCUCAAGACGCUGCAAGAGGACCAGAGCAUCUUUCGUAUGCGCUACUUGGGUGAAAUUGAAUUUGGUGCAACUGUCAAAAAUCUGACAUCGGAAGUUGGCGUGUCACGUUCCAUUUUCAGCAAUUUCCCGCAGCAAGUUAAACAUGACACGGCAUAUGAGCGAAACUAUACACUGGAACAAUUGGCCAGCAUAAGACAUCGGACAACAGCUAAUGCCCAAUUGUUGACUUCGACUAUAAAUGCUCUACUUCAGCGUCUAGAGCGAACUUGGCCAAAUCUUCAGCCCUUGUACAAUGAUCUCAAGGAUUGGGCCGAUGCAUAUUGGAGCAUUGGUUGGAUAGCCGGUUUGGUCAUAGUCUGGGUGAUACUCUUUAUGCUUAUGUCGUAUUGUUGCUUUCUCUGUGAAUCAAAUACCAAAUCGGGAGUAGUCUUUUUCGUAGCCGUAAUGAUUAUAUGCCUGGCCAGCAUUUGUCUAACCGUCUAUGGUAUAAUAUCCUUGGCUAUUGGUGGCAAUACGGAAGUAUUCCUUUGUCGUUCACUUUAUGGUGAAAGCAACUAUGAUAUGUUGGGUAAGCUAUUCGAUAAACCGGGAUAUGUGUACGAAAGGGAACCGCAAACUGGAAUCAUUGGUGAGCUACUGCGUCCGGCUGGCGUUAAUCGCUCUGUGGUCAAUGUUAGUUUGGACAAAGCUCUCAGAGGCUGCGAACAAAAUCAAGCAUCGUACAAUGUCUUUCAAUUGGAUGCAUUCGUUAAUACCACGAAAAUAGCCGAUUUGAAACAAUUUCCAAAAGUAUCAACUGCCAUCGAUGCCAUAUCCGUAUCCGAACGUACCAUGCUCUCUCUAACCCAAUCAAUACAGAAUAUAUUGGAGAAUAUGCUGCAAACAUCGACAUUCAAUUUAACAACAUAUCGUAGCAGUGUGGGUGCACCUACACCCGAAAAGGAUUUGGCUACAUUCAUUGAUCAAAUGCAACGGGUGGCCUUACAGAUACAAGAUGUCGCAACAUCGUCGCGCAUGACCACCCUGGGGAGUCGUUCAAAACGUUUACAGGCAUCCAUACUGCAGCCAUUGGAAAAUUUACAGAAUGAAAUACUUUAUCAUUUGACGGCAUUGGAAUUGCAAAGGGAUCCCUGGGCCAAGCAAGUCAAUCAGACACUUAACCAUUUGAAGAGCAUUCAGGGCUAUCUCGAGAAUAAGGCUGGUGAGAUAUGUCACAAUAUGACGCGUGCCUACACAGAGCGCCUCAAAGCCUAUUUGACCAGUAGCCGCGCCACUAUGGAAUCACAACUGGGUGAUACAACCACCAAAUGUCGUCCUUUCUAUGAUACUUUUGAUGCUAGUCGCACAUUCUUAUGUCGCAAUAUGGUCGACUUUAUCAAUGGGCUGACAUUCUGCAUAUUUUUAACACUCUUACUUUGGGCAAUUGGCACGCCGGUUGGUCUAAAUUUGAUUACCAUACAAACGCGUUUAAAUGUCAUGCAAGAGGCCGAAUCGCGUAAGAGGCAUCGUAGAUCAGACCAAAGUCGUGGCCGUGAAAGGGAUCAGGAGAGUGGUCGAGGCCGUAAGAAGCAGCGCAGCACAAGCAGUGCGAAGAGCAAGAGCAAGAGCAGCGCAUCACGAGAUCGUAGCUCAAGUAGCACGGCUAGAGCAAAGCCAAGGCCACCACUACGACGCACUGCCACAGAAGAGACUCUGGACUUAGCUGAUGAGGACUCUACACCAUCGCGACAGCACCACGAACCACAACAGGAGCAGAGGCGCCCAGAGCCGGAGCGUGAACGUAGUCGAGAGCGGGAGCUAAGUCGUGGCAGGGAAAUGACAAACAUUGGAACACCUGUGCGUAGUCGCAGCCGCCAGCAACAGCUGCGCAACGAGCCCGUGGAUGACAAUUGGGGUGGUAAUUCAUCCAGUGGCCCAAGUAGAGCCAACUCCAAUGAGCGCGAACGUGAGAGUCAGUCUAGAAAGGUUCUCAACAUUUGGCAAUCGCGCAAUAAAUACAAGCCACCGCUUCGCAAGCAGGGAACUGAGGAAUAUGAUUUUCAAGAUGACCAAGCCCCCGAUAAUGAGCAGGAUAGUGGGUGGCGUGCCCAGAAUAACUCAGCCAGCCAAUCAGUUAGUCCAGAGCCUACCACACGACAUUGGCAGGCCCCGGCAGAGAAUCAGUUCAAUCUUCGUACUAAGCAAAAGUCUCGUAGUACCAAUACGGAAAGAGGAGAAAUUAUUCGUCGCCCUGUAACGCCCGUAUUGAAGGUGAAUCCCGAUAUACCGGCUGCUGUGCCCAUGCCUCGAACGCCGAUGCGUUUGAGGAGUAAAGUGUCGCUAACUGCUCGCGCCGUACAGGAUAUUGUGAACAAAAGGAGUCAGCGACUCCAACGAACUGGUACCGAUGAGUUUGAUUUGGAUGAGAGUGACACGUAUGGUACUGGCGGACAUCUAGAUGCCGAUGUUGCGGCGGCACGUCGGACACCGCCACGCAAUGCACCUCCGCCUCCGCCUCCUCCAGCGGCCGGCUUAAACAGCAGAUACAACAGUAGCGAACGCACUGUACGAUGGAAUGAAGCUAAUGAUGAUGAAGAGGAUUUUCAUUUUGAGGAUGUCGACUCACCGAAUCCCAUGUACUUGAGCCAUAAUCUCCAUUGAAAAAAAAAUCGAAAUAAUUUCCUAAAAUAAAUUUAAUGUCUUUGUUUUGUAUGCAAUCAUAAAAAAUUUAGUCCAAAUAGUCCUUUGAAAUUACAACAAAUGUAAUUAUGAAAUAAAAUACAUUUUUAAAUGUAAA
Molecule: messenger RNA, 4177 nt
Organism: Drosophila willistoni
Lineage: Eukaryota; Metazoa; Arthropoda; Insecta; Diptera; Drosophilidae
Gene: prom
Exons: 19
Coding region: 361-4041 (1226 amino acids)
Cellular component (GO): membrane
Source: RefSeq, a predicted model, not a curated record